Girardinichthys multiradiatus is the source of this 1994-nucleotide messenger RNA. RefSeq names its product indian hedgehog B protein-like. Gene Ontology annotation, biological process: cell fate specification; protein autoprocessing; smoothened signaling pathway. NCBI's taxonomy places the organism in Eukaryota, Metazoa, Chordata, Actinopteri, Cyprinodontiformes, Goodeidae. Bases 659 to 1894 code for a protein of 411 amino acids. The record is from RefSeq and is a predicted model, not a curated record. Gene Ontology annotation, molecular function: patched binding; calcium ion binding. The transcript is spliced from 3 exons.
AUUUAAAGGUUAUUUAGUUGUUUUUGACUCUAGACAACAUUUGACCGAUUCUUGUUCUAGUACUUCGGCUGAACAAACCAGGACCGGACCAGAGGUUUUUUUAAACAUAAUUUAGUUUUGUUUUUUCGGUUUGACACCACUCUGGGGUCUUUGUGCUGAGAGAAAACACCUGCCUUGCUGUGCUGAGGACGCGGGUCCAAAGGGCCAGUCUGAGCGCGAUCCUGAGCCAUCGCGAUGGGAGGAGAGCACAAAGCAGAGGGCAAGUCCAGCAGGGCGCGGUCCUCCUCAUCAUCGGUCCUGCAGCGGGAUCUCUUCCAUUUCCACUGAGCUGCCAGCAGCGCACUGAGACGCAACAAACCGCUGCGGGACAUCCUGCCGGCCCACGCAGCGGCGCGCCUCCACGUCUGUCUCACAGCUGCGACAGAGAGGGGCAGCUUUGAACCUGCCUGCCAAAAUAAACUCACCUCACCUAUUUAUGCCCCUGCUUCGGGGCAGCUCCUCUCCAGCGGCGCUUUGGACACUUUUACGCGCGGGGAUGGUCACUGGUGGGGACUCUGCGAUGAGUCCUGCUCCACCUUCUCUAGUUUAGAUCACAGAGGGGAGCCCACCUGAGGUAAAGGGGACACCUUCACGCAUCUUUGGCCACCCGCCGGGGGUAAUGCAGCUCCCCACGCUGGUGACGUGCUUGGCCGGUUGCGCCUUCCUCCUGUCGCCGCUCAGCGAGGGCUGCGGGCCGGGGAAGGGCCACGGCCGGAGGCGGGCCCCGCGGAAACUGGUGCCGCUCAUCUUAAAGCAGUUCAGUCCCAACGUGGCCGAGCAAACGCUAGGGGCUAGCGGAAAGUUCGAGGGUAAGAUCACCAGGAGCUCGGAGCGAUUCAAGGAGCUCAUCCCCAACUAUAACCCAGACAUCAUCUUCAAGGAUGAGGAGAACACAGGUGCAGACCGCCUGAUGACACAGCGCUGCAAAGACAAGCUGAACUCCCUGGCCAUCUCUGUGAUGAACCACUGGCCCGGGGUACGGCUGAGGGUCACUGAGGGCUGGGACGAGGACGGCCACCACUCCACCAACUCUCUGCACUACGAGGGCCGGGCAGUGGAUAUCACCACCUCGGACCGGGACAGGGACAAGUACGCCAUGUUGGCGCGGCUGGCGGUGGAGGCCGGGUUUGACUGGGUCCACUACGAGUCCAGAGCCCACAUCCACUGUAGCGUCAAGUCAGACCACUCAGUGGCAGCCAAGUCUGGCGGCUGUUUCCCCGGCAACGCCUCCGUGACGUUGGAGAGCGGUGCGAAGAAGUCCAUCAGCGACCUGCAGCCUGGUGAGCGGGUCCUGGCCUCCUUGGGCAGCCAUGGGGAUUUGGUCUUCAGUGAAGUCCUGACCUUCCUGGACCAGGACCCGACCACCCUCAGGCUCUUUGUCACCCUGCAGACAGAAGCUGGGGUUCAAAUCUCCCUCACCGCCGCCCACCUCAUCUUUGCCUCACAGAAGAACUGCUCAGAGGGGACGGCUCCAGCCCCCGGCGUCCUAAGGACGAUGUACGCCAGCGACGCCCGGCCAGGACAAUGUGUCCUGGUGUCAGAUGGGGGACCAGGGCAUCUGUCUCGGAUCAGUCGGGUCGGUAUGAAAGUGACCAGGGGGGCGUUUGCCCCACUAACCCGGCAGGGGACCAUCGUGGUGGAUGGGGUGAUGACGUCCUGUUAUGCUGUAGUGGACCAACACGGGCUGGCCCACUGGGCCUUUGCCCCCCUCAGGCUGAUGUACAGCUGGACUGGAAGCACUGGGGGCCACAGUGACGGGAUGCACUGGUACUCCUGGGUUUUACACUGGCUGGGCAGGACGGUGCUGGACUCAGGGCGCCUCCACCCACUGGGCGUGGCUCGGGAAGACACGUGAGACCAGAAAAAGUUCAACUUUGAACCCUAAUGGGACCAUGAUGGACUUCCUGCUGAGGUGGCAGAAGAACCAGAAACAAACUGGAAACAGAGGAAAAGUU